GACAGUCUCAGCGCUUUCGCAGCCGACUCAACCAUCGCAUCCAUCGCCAAUUCCGCUCCCACGCCCUCGGGCUAUUUCAACACUUUCACGAACGCAGCCGGGUCCAGCAGCGCCUAUGCUUACCUCGGUUAUGCGGUCGUCAACGGCGGAAAGACUGGCUAUGAUGUCAAUUGGUGUGCGUUCAAGUGUAACGCCAUGAAUGGUUGUCUCUCUUUCAACAUAUUCUUUGAGCGCGAUCCUGUUCUGGAGCCCGGAUCUGGCUGCUCCAACCCUGCCGCGUUCCCCAACAUCAAGUGCUCGUUCUGGGGCUCUGCUCUUGACCUGUCGACUGCGUCAAACAAAGGACAGUGGCGAUCGAGCUUCCAGGUGGGGAUCGCUGGGUCGAACGGAUACACAUCAUACAAGCUCGGCGGUCCGAUCGCUGGCUGGGAUGCUCCUCAAUCUUUGAAGACUUCUGCCAUGAACGCACCGGUACGCGAUUGUGCUGACACGUGGACCUACAUGGGGUUCAAGCUGUUCCAAUCUGGUCCAUUCGACCCGAAUCUCUGCAGUGCCGCAUGCAACUCUCAGACAACCUACAACCUAGCUCACCCUCCUUCGACGGGCAAAGUCUCUAGAUGUGCUGCUUUCGGAACCUAUAUCCUCACCAUGACCAACAAGACUGGUUCUUAUCAACAGGGCCAGAUGUGCACGCUGUACACUUCGAACUGGGAUAAGCAGUAUGCGGUAAAC
Molecule: messenger RNA, 732 nt
Organism: Aureobasidium namibiae CBS 147.97
Lineage: Eukaryota; Fungi; Ascomycota; Dothideomycetes; Dothideales; Saccotheciaceae
Exons: 1
Source: RefSeq, a predicted model, not a curated record